Hemicordylus capensis (graceful crag lizard) is the source of this 1792-nucleotide messenger RNA. RefSeq names its product cytokine induced apoptosis inhibitor 1 (gene CIAPIN1). Gene Ontology annotation, cellular component: cytoplasm. The record is from RefSeq and is a predicted model, not a curated record. Gene Ontology annotation, molecular function: iron-sulfur cluster binding. Gene Ontology annotation, biological process: iron-sulfur cluster assembly. The transcript is spliced from 9 exons. Lineage: Eukaryota; Metazoa; Chordata; Lepidosauria; Squamata; Cordylidae. The coding region runs from base 280 to 1203 and encodes 307 amino acids.
GUAUGCCGCUGCUCAGCCAAAGUGGCCGAAGCGGCUUGCCUGGAAGAAUCCCGAUAAGAUGCUUCCCUCUCUCCAGAGGGCUCGUGGUCGGGAAGGGAUUAGGGGAGGCAGAGACCGCAGCAGCAUCUUCUUCAUGAGACACACACGCCCUCCACUUUCUCAUUCGCAACUUUUAGAUCCCGCUUUGAGUCUGGUUUGUACUCUCUGCUGUUAAGAAGGCAUCUCGUCUGCUUUGCGCAGAGCAGCUCGCAGAGUUAUCCAGCAAUUAUUUCAGACACGAUGGAGCACGGGAUCUCUGCCGGCCAGCAAGUGGCCCUGGUUUGGGAUAGCCACUCGUCCCCAGAGGCACUCCAAAGCCUUGUGCAGAAGAUUCAGGCUGUUGUGGGAGCUGAAGGUGGCGUGUCUGUAGAAAACCUCAACCAGCUACUCAAGUCAUCCUAUAAGGAGUCCCAGUUUGAUGUGCUUCUGUCUGGACUGGUGCCUGGCAGCUUAACGGUGCAUAGUGCAGAAAUACUAGCUGAAAUGGCUCGGAUAGUCAAGCCGGGGGGCCGUAUCCUCCUGAAGGAAGUAGUGACAACAACAGAAGCAGGUAACAACAGGAAACUCAAGACAGUAACCAAGUUAUCCACCGCUCUGACACUCUCUGGAUUAGUGGAAGUGAAGGAGCUGCAGAAGGAGCCUCUAGCCUCUGAGCAAACGCAGUCUAUCCAGGAGCGUCUGGGCUUUCAGGGCAAUGACGUCCUUUCCGUGCAGAUGGAGGGCAGGAAGCCCAACUUUGAAGUAGGCUCUUCUAGUCAGCUCAAGCUAUCUUUUGCCAAGAAACCAGCUCAAUCUGAAAAGCUGGCUGUGGAUCCAGCUGCUGCAAAACUCUGGACUCUUUCUGCCAAUGAUAUGGAUGAUGACACAGAUCUCCUCGAUUCAGAUGAGCUGCUGGAUCCUGAGGAUUUGAAAAAGCCAGACCCAGCUUCACUCAGAGCCCCCUCCUGUAGGGAAUCUGGAAAGAAGAAAGCCUGUAAGAACUGCACGUGUGGCCUUGCUGAAGAGCUAGAACAGGAGAGGAAGAGCUCACAGCCCAAAUCCGCUUGUGGAAAUUGCUACUUGGGGGACGCAUUCCGCUGUGCCAGCUGUCCUUACCGGGGCAUGCCAGCCUUCAAACCUGGGGAGAAGAUCCUCCUGAAUGAGAACAACCUUCACGAUGCCUGAAAGAGGGGUAGACCCCCAACUCCUGGCACACAGCUGUCCAAGACUUCCGGGCUCCUGACCGCUCUGCUGUCAAAACUCACGCGCUGGGAAAAAACCCCUCCUAAAAGGGGAGGAGAGUAGGGGGCUUCGGGGGGGGGUAGCAGCUGGGCUGCCGGGAGCUAAAGGGAAGACCUUGCAUUCCAGACUCGCUUCUGAGUAGCUCAUCAUCGUCACUGUUCACAGCGUUCCUAUUUAUGAACGUGUCCUUGGGAGCACCAGGGGCUCCUUAAAACGAGUCUGUAUUGGCAUCUAGGCAUCUGUGGUCUGCCUCGUAGACAAGGCCGCUGCGAGGGAUGCCUUGAAUUGCUGAGCCAGUGUGCCAACCCACUGCCCACCCCCUUCCUGCUUGCUUCUGUCAAUGGGUCGUUCUUCCAUUCAGAGGAGCAGGAAGCGAUCGCUGUAAAAGCUACCAGGAUGCCAGCAAGAGGAACCGACAGGGGUGGUUUCGCGCCAAGGAAAGUAUUGAAGGCUUGCCGAAGAUUGUCAAAAGAGGCUGGGGCAGGGGAUUGUUCUUACUAAACACAAUAAAAGGGUACACCACAGCAUUAAA